Molecule: messenger RNA, 2029 nt
Organism: Fopius arisanus
Lineage: Eukaryota; Metazoa; Arthropoda; Insecta; Hymenoptera; Braconidae
Product: cytochrome P450 4C1
Exons: 10
Coding region: 60-1592 (510 amino acids)
Molecular function (GO): monooxygenase activity; oxidoreductase activity, acting on paired donors, with incorporation or reduction of molecular oxygen; iron ion binding
Source: RefSeq, a predicted model, not a curated record
GCAUUGAGAGAUCAUACCAGUGUGAAGAAAAUUAUUACUCCGUAAACGUAGGCCCGAAAAUGGAAAUGCUACUGAUCACAUUUACCUGUCUAUCAGUUCUCAUUGUUUACCAAAUAAUAAAAAAAAUUAACAAUUAUUAUUCAUGGCGGGAGAAAAUAAAUCGAAUCCCUGGUCCAAGUGGACGUUUUCCAAUUAUCGGUUUAUCCUGGGAUAUUAUUAAAGUCAAACGAGAAGAUCGGUUGCGGUGGUUUCACUCGAUGGCAAAUCAAUACAAAAAUGGAAUUUACAGAACAUGGAUUGGAUUUGAUCCAACUAUUCACAUCAACACACCAGAGAAUGCUGAGAUUAUUUUUCGGAGUACAACAUUUAUCGAAAAAUCUGUCUUUUACGAUUCUAUGGUACCGUGGUUGGGUCAAGGAUUGGUAACGUCAUCAGGUGACAAAUGGUUUCGCGAUCGGAAAUUGAUAACACCGGCUUUUCAUUUCGGUAUUCUUGACGAUUUCGCGGAAGUAAUGGUGGAAAAAGUUGCAAUUCUAAACGAGCGAUUGAAGGAGCAAGUGGAAUUACAUGGAAAUAAAUCAUUCGACGUGUUUGACAUAAUUGGAAAAUGCUCAUUGGACAUCAUCUGCGAAACGGCAAUGGGGGUCAACGUCGACGCCCAGAGCAAGAAUGAAAAUGAAUACAGUCGGGCUGUGGAGGAGUUAUCAAUGCAAGCAGUGAAUCGCAUGGUGCGCCCCUGGCUAAAAUUCGACUGGAUUUACUAUCGCACCGAGAUGGGAAAAAAAUUCCGAGCAGCUAUAGAAAUCACACAGACGAGAUGCACUCAUGUGAUUGAGCAAAAGAAAAUCGAGAGGCAGCAAAAAGUCAAAACUGACUGUCAAGAUGUGGAUGAAGGAAUCGGAAAAGCAAAGAGACGGGCUUUCUUGGAUUUACUACUCGAGAGCAGUGCAAAUGCCGUUAAACCCUGGACAAUCGAAGAAAUACGAGAGCAGGUCGACACUUUUAUGUUUGCGGGCCAUGACACGACUGGUGCACUCAUAAGUUGGGCUUUAUUCUGCCUUGGGAAUGACGAGAAAGUGCAGAACAGUAUUCAUCAAGAGCUCCAUGAAGUUUUUGGCAACUCCAGUGAGCCAGUAACCACUAAACAAAUUCCUCAACUGAAGUAUCUCGAUAGAGUAAUAAAAGAAGUUCUCAGAAUGUUUCCGAGUGUCGCCGUAGUUAGUCGUCGUAUUUCAGAGGAUUUUCAAAUGGGUAGGCAUAUUAUUCCAUCUGGAUGUACCGUGAUGAUGCAAAUUUAUCAACUCCAUCGCGACCCUAGACACUGGCCAAAUCCCUCGCAUUUCGAUCCCGAUCGAUUUCUACCAGAAAAUUCCAAGGGUCGACAUCCCUUCAGUUAUGUGCCUUUCAGCGGGGGCAUACGCAAUUGCAUUGGCCAGAGAUUUGCCAUAAUGGAAAUAAAAAUUGUAUUGACUGAAAUCCUCCGAAAAUGGAGAGUCAAAAGCCGAGAUAAUCACGAGAAUAUUAAAAAAUACAAUGCCCUCAUACUCAGGCCGCAUGAGGGAAUUUUCCUGAACCUUUAUCCAAGGAUUUAGUUAACAAAUUAAAUAAAUAAUAAUUCCCCUUGAUUGCGAGUAGUUCUGCACUAUUGGAAAAUUGCAUUUGAAAUUUUAAUAGUUCAGAGGCAAAUGUUGGGGUAAAUGACAUUAUCCAUAACACUUGCUCGCACCUCUGUACUAUCAGUUCUAUUGUGGCAUGAUAUGUACUAGGUGAUCCGUGAAAUAACCAACGGUGAAUAUUAAAAGAAAACAACGGCCUCUCUAUCAGAAGCAUAACAUGGUUCAGGGAAUCUCAUUGAUAACUAUCGAUUCAUUCAAAUUUAUGGUAAUUCAUUGAAAAUUGUUGGCAUUAUAGGUGUCAUUUAUUUAACACCAAAAUAUUCGGUUAAUUCACCGCAUUAUCACGAGUGAUUGUGAAUGCCCGAUAAUUUCUUUAUGGGAUUAUGGAAAUAUAUUUGGUUGGACGUAUGCAA